AUGGAGGAAGUCAAGGGCUGGAACAGAUUAUUCAAGGAUGAACGUACCAUGGGUAAUCUCCAGUAUUUUCCACCAAAAAAGGAAGGGGGUCAGACUUUCAUUUACCCGCCAGAUGAUAUUGUGGAAGAAGGCAUUUCCAAAUGGAGAUCAAGCCUGGUGGGUCAAUUCAUGGAUAAGUCCUUGCCUUAUUUCCUGGUGAAGAAGGCAGUGACUGGUAUGUGGAGUCAAUUUGGUGAUGUUGAAGUGUUCUCUUUGGAAAAUGGAAUGUAUAUCUUCCGGUUUCAAGAUGAAGCAACUUGUGAUGAGAUUAUGGAGUCCAGAUUGUGGCAUAUCUCUAACAAACCUUUGAUUCUCAGGAAGUGGAAACCAGGUAUGCAGAUCCUAAAACUUGCUUUGUCUUCUGUUCCUGUGUGGGUUAAGUUUCUGCAUUUACCCAUGGAAUUCUGGACUCCUAAUGGUCUUAGCUAUGUGGCUAGUGGUGUUGGAGUUCCUCUCUAUGCUGAUAAAGUUACUAAGGAACAGAAAAGGUUAGGAUUUGCUAGGGUAUUGGUUGAACUUGAUGUUAAUUCAGAUUGCCCUAAAGAAAUGACUAUAUGUAGAGCUAAUGGUGAUUCUGUCACUGUGGGGGUAAUUUAUCCUUGGUUACCUCCAAAGUGUUCUAGUUGUAAGGCUUUUGGUCAUGCGGUUUUUGCUUGUAAGAAGCAAGACAAGAAGGUGUGGAUUCCUAAACAGCCUAAAACUCCUAAGAGGAAGACUAGCCCUGUGGGUAAGCAGGCUAUGCCAUUUGAUAGAACUAUUAGGAAGCCAGUGGGGGUUUCUAAGACUAAAACCAAUGCAGAGGGGCUUAGGCUCUCUAAUUCAUUUGAUGGUUUAAGUGGGGAUGAGGAGAUGGUGGGGGUGGAGAAGCCUAGAUCCCCAACCACUUUUCUCCAAGUUUUUGAAAAGGUCCUGUUGAGUAACGGGAAGGGGAAGAUGGAAGGUAACCCUGGGAUGGAGGGUUUUUCUCCUACUGGUGGGUUAUGA
This is a messenger RNA of Alnus glutinosa, 1023 nucleotides long. RefSeq lists its product as uncharacterized. The coding region runs from base 1 to 1023 and encodes 340 amino acids. Lineage: Eukaryota; Viridiplantae; Streptophyta; Magnoliopsida; Fagales; Betulaceae. The record is from RefSeq and is a predicted model, not a curated record. The transcript has a single exon.